This is a messenger RNA of Rhopilema esculentum, 1632 nucleotides long. Its product is annotated as zinc finger protein 862-like. Lineage: Eukaryota; Metazoa; Cnidaria; Scyphozoa; Rhizostomeae; Rhizostomatidae. The record is from RefSeq and is a predicted model, not a curated record.
AUGGACGAUACAAGUGACAUUUCCCGAGUUGAGCAGUCUGCUGUAUCUGUGCGACUUAUAUACAAAGGAGAAGUUGAAGAGCAUAUGCUUGCUUUAAUUGAUUCAUCCGAAGACCAGACAGCAGACGGCUUAAGAAGAGUCUUACUAAAUACUCUGUCAGAGUAUGGAAUCACACCAGUUUCAAGUAAAAACAAACUAAUUGGUCAGUCAUAUGACGGAGCACCAACUAUGAGUGGUGGAUUAAGAGACGUCCAGAAACAGGUUCAGAACGUUUUUCCAUUUGCCUAUUAUAAUCACUGCAUUGCUCAUAGGUUAGCCUUAUGUGCCUCUGAGUCUUCAAGCAAAGUUCCGAAGAUUGCCAAGUUUUUCAGCACAGUGGACGAAUUAAUAGAUUUCUUUAGAAGCAGCCCUAAGGGCACGAGCUACCUUAGAAGAAAUCUCCCAAAGCCUGGAGACACACGUUGGUUUUCUAGGAACACCGCUAUUGGCGUGCUUGACGCUUGGUAUGAGAAUAUAGGAACUGUUUUAUUUGAAAUCGCAAAUGACAACAGUGAGAAAUCAGAAACCCAAAUUACAGCCAGAGGCCUAUGCAUUCAAGUUCAGCAAGUCGAGUUUAUUUUUUUUCUCAAGUUUUAUCGUAAACUCUUCGAAUAUUUUACACCAGUAACGACUAUGAUGCAAAAAACUUCAAUUGAUGCUAUUCAAAUUUCGUCAAUGCUUGAGGAUCUAAAAGCUAUGCUAACAGCUUUCGAUUUUGGACAAAUUUGGGAAGAUACUCUUGCAGCCGAUCCAGUUAUGCCAACUGUACGUGUCAGAACUGGUUGGAGAGGAAUAGAGGACGAGAUUGGCGGCUCACAUGAAAGUUGGAGAAGGUCAGUGACUGCAGUGGCUAAAGAGCUAAUACGAUUAGUUUUGGAAAACAUUGAGUGGAGAUUCGCGAACCUAAAAAAGUUUAAAUGGAUGAAAUUGGUAGACCCAUCAAAAUUUUCAAAGCAAACAAGACUGCCACAGAAAGAGCAAAGAGCCCUUAUAGAAGAAUUGAGCAAAAUAUAUCAAUUCCUUGUUCCUGACGUUAUUGCACUUGAAAACAGCCUGGAUAUUUUAUAUAAUAACAGAGAAAUUAUACUUCUUCUGGAGAGGCUGGUUCGGGAGCGAGACUCCAUUAUUGGAAAAAAAAGAGGGCGUAAUCAAAUGAGAACAGAACCGAGACAACAGUUAGAGAACCAAGGGGAAGAACACGACCCAGAACUAAUGGAUAGGUUUGCAGUUUCGGAGCAGAAAAUUUUUGCUGAUGCUGUUCAGGAGGGAAAGCCAAAUGUGCAAGACCUUUUGCUUGUUAUUAGGCAGGCAGAACUCGAAGACGCCUUGCCACAAGUUGUGAAGCUUCUGGAACUAGCUGUCGUGACGCCGCUCACAAGCGUUCACUGCAAGCGUAUUUUUAGCAAAAUGAAAGGAAUCAUUUCACCUGCAAGAUCUAAGAUGUUGCAAAAAAGAAAAGAAAUGCUGGUGUUUUUGCAGGUCGAGGAAAAAAUAUUGAAAUGGCUUUCUGGACAAAAAUAUUUUAAAGACAAUGUAGUUGCCAGAUUUAAGGGUUAUAAUCAAAGCCGUUUUGAAAGAUUUUCUAGGAAGUAG